AUGUCGCCAAAGCUAAAACCAUUACUUUUACCACAGCUUGUCGAGGAGCGCAAGAGGAUGGAGGUCUAUCAGCAGUUCGACAUGGAUGAUGAUCGCCAAUAUGUCUACUACACCCACAACUCGUCAUCCUCCGACAUCACAUCUCCCGUUACGCCCACCUUCUCGGCCAAGGGACACCUACGAUGCUCCAGUUCGACAUCCUCUUUGGAUGUUCCCAUUAUGUUGGAUACUCCCGCCUCGCCUUGUACACCGAGCGCACCCGUUCCCAGCCUCACCCCCGCACCUGCGCUUGUUUCUAGCAAACGCCAGCUGCCAGAUGUGGAAGAGGAACCGGCCGAGCGCGAUGAUCAGGACACUGUUGUGUCUGACCAGUUCGACCUGUACGACUGCCUGUGCGAUGAUCCAUGUGUCCACCCCGACGGAGGUGACAUGAUCUUGACCGGGUACGGCGGCGACGACGACGGAAUAGACUACGACUAUGGCUUCACCAGCGAUUUCACCAAUGCAAGCCAGAUGAUGGCGGCCAAGCGCAAAGGGGAGCUGUAUGGUCUUGCGACGCGCGUCAGCACUCGGUUGUCCAACUUGUCGCGGUGGAAGUCGUCCAAGAGGUCCGUGUCGCAGAUCCGGUCGCCAACAACCGAUGUUAGCUUCGAGCGAACCCUCUAUCUCACAUCACCUACCGCGUCCAGUCGGUCGUCUUCCCUCUCGCUCCAUUCUCGCCGCCGGCCAGCAGACCGAUCUAGCGAACCUCCCUUGCCGACCGGUGCCGCGCGCGCUUUCUGGGCUAGUGACGAGGACAUCGCAGCGCCGCCGUGCUUGACGGUCGACCCUGACGGAGAAGACGACGAAAGCGGCCGACUCAAGGGCACGAGCCUCGAACGUGAGCGUGCACUUGCCGCGACGCCGCUGUUGCCCCCUUUGCUCACCGGGGUGGCCAAGGAAGGACCGCAAGAGUCUCCGCUCCAGUCGCCUUCUGUCGCACCGUCCACAAGUGGCCUGCCCGAGGUGCCCUCCUUUCCAGCUGCGUCUCGAGAGCCGUCUCAAGCACCCACUCCUGGGCUUAGUACCGUGCCGUCCUAUUCAUCACUCCGGCCUUUCCAAGACGAGCAGCAACAGGCCCAACCGGAGGCAGUUGUUCAACAGCAGCAACAGCAGCAGUCGGCCGCGACGGCCCCUGUGUUUAUGCAAGAGAUGGACGAAUGGUCUGAUCGGCUUGGCCACGCCAACUUCACCAUUCAGCCCCAGCCAUACCUGCCCGAAGAGGCCGCGCCCGAUUCCCUGCAGCAGCUUGUCGCGGACUGGGAGGCGGCACGCAUCAACUACACCAAACACAUCGUGCGCACGGGCGAAAACUACGGCCAGACGUCCAAGAUUUAUGCGUUGACCGAGGCAAAGUGGGCGGAAAUCGACGGCGCGUGGCGGGAGGCGCACGAGACCACAUUGAGACGGGUCCCUUCCCUGGCUCAGGCUGCUUCGAAGACGGAGGAACCGGUGCCGUCGUUUGUCCCCGUCCGGAGUACGAGCGCGCAUCACAGAGCGUCCCGCAGCAGGAGCCGCGGCCGUGCUCGCGGUAGGAGCCGGGCCGGUAGCGCCAGCGUGGUGGCCAUGCCGCCUUCGAUGACGCCAGCAGCGGCGAUGCUUCCACAGCUGGUGGACGCCCAGGGGAAAUUUCCGGAGCGUGGAGACGAGGACAUUGUCGGUCCCAUGGUUCGCGAGGCUUGCAUGGCGGCGGACAUGGGCGACGACCGCAGGAACCGGUUCUGGAAGCAGCUGGCCGACAAAGUCGGGCUGCGAAGAUGA
This is a messenger RNA of Sodiomyces alkalinus F11, 1800 nucleotides long. RefSeq lists its product as hypothetical. The transcript is spliced from 2 exons. The record is from RefSeq and is a predicted model, not a curated record. NCBI's taxonomy places the organism in Eukaryota, Fungi, Ascomycota, Sordariomycetes, Glomerellales, Plectosphaerellaceae. The coding region runs from base 1 to 1800 and encodes 599 amino acids.